AGCGCGAUGAGCAUGACAAAAAUUGACUCAUUUUUGUCACCACGGUCUACUCGCAACUCGAGCUUUGUCUGCUGGUAUUGCGAAGGAUAACGAUGGCCAUUUGCAGGUUGAGAUCACUAGUUCCUCUUCCUAGACGCAAAUCUCUUGGGCUUCAAUCCUUCCCAACAUGCAGAUUGUCUUCUUCCCGAAUCCCCCCCCUUUUGGAGAAUGUUGGAUUCAUUGGUCUCGGAAAUAUGGGAUCCAGAAUGGCGAAUAAUCUGAUUAAAGCUGGAUACCGAGUUACAGUUCAAGACAUAAACUCUGAUGUUACUGACAAGUUCUCUCAGAUGGGAGUUCCCACUAUGAAAACACCUUUUGAAGUUGCAGAAGCUAGUGAUGCAGUAAUUACAAUGUUGCCUUCUUCUGCCCACGUGCUUGAUGUUUACACUGGACCAAAUGGUUUGCUUCAAGCUGGGAGAGUCCUAAGGCCAUGGUUAUUGAUAGAUUCAUCCACUAUUGAUCCUCAAUCAUCAAGAAGCCUUUCUGUUACAAUAUCUAAUUGUCUUUUAAAAGAAAAGAAAGGUGAUUGGAAGACUCCCAUGAAGUUGGACGCUCCUGUUUCUGGAAGUGUGAUUGCUGCAGAAGCUGGAACACUAACUUUUAUGGUAGGUGGCUCUGAGGAAGCUUUUUUGGCUGCAAAACCCUUAUUCCUUUCAAUGGGCAAAAGUGCAAUAUAUUGUGGAGGAGCAGGAAGUGGUUCUGCAGCUAAGAUCUGUAAUAAUUUGGCUUUGGCUGUGAGUAUGCUGGGAGUGUCAGAAGCCCUAGCUCUGGGCCAAUCCCUUGGAGUUUCUGCCAGCACCUUGACUAAAAUAUUUAACUGCUCUAGUGCUCACUGUUGGAGUAGUGCUUGUUACAACCCAGUUCCUGGUGUGAUGGAAGGUGUGCCCUCUUCAAGGGACUAUCAUGGUGGGUUUGCAUCCAGGCUUAUGGCUAAAGACUUAAACCUUGCAGUAGAAUCAGCCAAACAAGCUGGCUGUAAAUAUCCAUUGACAUCUCAAGCACAAGAAAUAUAUAGAGAACUCUGCGUGGAUGGGCAUGAGGCUGAAGACUUUUCAUGUGCUUUUCGCCAUUAUUACUCUGGAUUGGACGAGCCUUGUGGUCAAUAAAAGUGUUGCUGUAUAUGUGUCCAAUACAACAAUACAUCCAAAAAAAAAGGAAUGUUUUUAUGUAAAAUUGAAAAUAAGCUAUUUCAUAUUGUAGUGGGUAGUUGUUUCCGUUAAAUGACUAGGCAAGUAAGUUAAUCUUUCUUGUAACCUCAUAAUUUCAAGUACUACGAGACGCUGGGUGCCUUUUUAAUAAUUAUUUGUGGAGAUAAACGU
Messenger RNA from Prosopis cineraria, 1358 nucleotides. Its product is annotated as probable 3-hydroxyisobutyrate dehydrogenase, mitochondrial. Gene Ontology annotation, molecular function: 3-hydroxyisobutyrate dehydrogenase activity; NAD binding; NADP binding. NCBI's taxonomy places the organism in Eukaryota, Viridiplantae, Streptophyta, Magnoliopsida, Fabales, Fabaceae. Bases 93 to 1145 code for a protein of 350 amino acids. The transcript has 10 exons. Gene Ontology annotation, biological process: L-valine catabolic process. The record is from RefSeq and is a predicted model, not a curated record.